CAAUGGUCUUUAUUUAGUAGUGUGUGUUAAAUCAAAGGUUUGUGAAUAUUACAAAGUGAUGUCCGAAUGUUCGCCUUUCUAGUUUUAGAAGUGUUUCCGACGGGCCAGAUGAAGUAGAAUAUUUUGUGAUUGUUUACGUGCAAGUGUCUAGUUUACCAUACUUCUGUUUUAAAUUAAUCAAAUGUUGAUAUUCAUUUCAAGGAUAGGACAAAAAACAGUCAGGAGAUUAAUGUCAAGAUGAUACAAGCAAGCAAAAUAAGAUGACAGAUUUUGGACAGUUGCAUGUAAGGGAAUGGGAAGUCCAGUUUUAUCAAGAACAAACAAGAAAAUGGUUGACCGGUAUGUUAUAUAUUACUGUGGAGGGAAUAGCUUUCCAAGACAAAAACUCCCCAUUCAACAUGAGUUGCCAGUAUGGUGACUUCGGCGAGGUAAAGAAAACAACAACUGGAAUUAUAUUUGGUGCAAUAGUGAUAGUCACAAAAAAUGGUCAAAAACACUGGUUUUCAUCACUGCCGAAUAGAGAGGAUAUGUUCUGUGUGAUAAAGUACUUUCUUAGGUCAAAUGUAAUAUUUUCUGAUACAGAAAAUUUAAAAAACACAGGUCAAGUAUCAAAAGGAACAGAAAUGGGGCAAAAGUUGCUGAAAGUUGCAUAUGAUUCUCAUCAGACGCUCUGUGCAUCUGCGAACAUGUUGUCAUCGCAAGGAGAACAAAUUGACUCGACUGCUACUGCAAUGGCUGAUAUUCACAAUGACCUUGACAUUGCUGAAAAUCUUACCUUGGGCAUGGAAGUCUGGUUAGGAAAGUGGAAUAUUCCGAAAGUGUACCAAAAAAUUGACCCCAUCAUUGUAAAUGAAAGAGACAUUCCAGAAAUAUCUCAGUACGAAAUUCUUUAUACAAAACUGGAGAUGGAUAAAAUGUCAACACAGAAACUAGGGUUGUUACGUAUCGCUCUUGAAGGAUUAUUCAUUUUGAGUGAUAAGCAGAAACUGGUUCAUCAUUUUAAGUGGAGUGAUGUUUCACGUAUAAGAGUAUUAUCACCCUGCGAAAUUGUUGUAACACGAUUUCUGAUUGGAAAACCAGAUUUGAGUUAUGGAGUAGUGUGUACAUCAUUGCUAGGAUUUGUGGAAUUUUUAGAGAAAAAAUUGAGAAGGAAAGUGGAAUACGUAACGAGUGGAUUUGUGAGACAUGAACCUGACAAUUUUGGUCACACCAAAACAAAGAUGGAUCCUAAACAGUUUAGACAUGAGAAAGGUGUGUUGUUGACAGGAAAGUUAACCACUUCAUCCAUACCGUCAUUACACACCUUCGGUAAAAGUCAGGCAGAUCAUGACAUCCAAGGGGAGCAACUCCAGUGUUCACACCAAGUGGUAAAUGAUGCAGAGGUUCAGGAACUACAGAACACCCUAACUGACCUACGGACACUGGCUAUAGCCGUCCAGCAGGAGACCGAUGUCCAGAAUGAGAAACUAGACACGCUGACAACUUCUGUGGACAAAGCUAACAUACGGAUUACAGAGGUCAACAGUCGGUUGGGGAAAAUGAUGAAAUGAUUCAGCUUUUUAUGUUAACAUGUGUAUAUAUUAUAUUUUAACAAUAUUUAAUUUUGACAUUAAUUUUGUGAUGAUAGUCAAUUAGUUUUACAUGCAUUCCAUGCUAAAUAUAGGAUGUGAUAUCCCAAACUGACGUUGUAUGCAUAUUAAUUAAUACAGAUGUCAUCACAAUUGUAUGUGACUCUGGUAUCAUAUUAACAUUUACAUGGCAAUUUCUUUCAUUUCAUUUACACAUUCAGUAAUGGAUACUAUAAGUUUUUACUUAAAUUAGAAUCUCUAUAUAUAUGUAUAUGAUAGGUUAUAGGGAAUGUAAAUAUCAGCUUUGAAAUGUGUUCUAGCACGCUUCAUGGAAUUUGCCUCUGUCCAGUUGGCAUUCAUAUUGACUAUGAAUGCCAACUGAAAGCCGUUCAAUUCUUAUAUUUAAUAUAUCAGAUUACAAUUGUAUGCAAUAUGUUAGCCUGCAGAGAGUCAUUUUAAAUGACUAUUAAGAUCAUAUCAAGGCAGUUCAAUUCUUUAGAUAUAAUACAAUGUAUUGUUUAUUUGUUUGCUGGAUUUAUUGUCCCGUGAACAGCCAGAGUGAUUUUAUAUGUCCUUGUUGCAGCUGGUGGCUACCUCCCUGAACAUCAUACAGGAGGGUUGUUGCAUGCUAUCCUGGGAAAUUUGGGUAAAGUGUCUCGUACAAGGCCACAGUCACAAAUGAAUAGAAUGGUCUGUGAUAUCAGUUUCAUGAGAAACACUUAGUUUGUCCAUGGCCCAGUAAAUUUUCUUCCAGUUUAUUGUGCGAGCCCAGGUCUGGAGACAAAACAAAAUAUGUUUUUCAUCAUUUGUGAGUUAUAAUUGAGUCCUUGGUCCAGUAAAUCAAAAACUUGUAAUUGUACGUGUCAAUGUACGAAGUCCUUGGACCAGUGAACUUGUGUUAUACAGUAUGAUAUUAUUACAGUCAAUUUAUGCAUUA
This is a messenger RNA of Pecten maximus, 2505 nucleotides long. RefSeq names its product synaptosomal-associated protein 47-like. The transcript is spliced from 3 exons. Gene Ontology annotation, biological process: synaptic vesicle fusion to presynaptic active zone membrane; synaptic vesicle priming; exocytosis. Gene Ontology annotation, molecular function: SNAP receptor activity; syntaxin binding. The record is from RefSeq and is a predicted model, not a curated record. The coding region runs from base 261 to 1550 and encodes 429 amino acids. NCBI's taxonomy places the organism in Eukaryota, Metazoa, Mollusca, Bivalvia, Pectinida, Pectinidae. Gene Ontology annotation, cellular component: SNARE complex; plasma membrane.